GAUUAAACUCACGUAUGAUUAAGAUAUGGCGAUUUACGAGUGAAACAAAACAAAACACAAUCAAAUAAGGGGAGGGGGGGGGGAAACAUAAAAAAAAAAUUAGAACGUUUGAUAGGCUGCCGUUUGUUGGUUUUGAUUAUCACAAUAGCUUGAGAAGCCCAAUUGAUUUUCUGGAAAAGUAAAAGGAAUAAUACUGCACUCAGCAUGAAUAGUACAAACACAUUUUUUUCCAGCAAGUAACAGAGAAACAGAGAAACAAACUUAGCAAUCAUUGAACUUUUGAUUACACACUUUUCACGUUUUAUUCCGUUCCCAACACAUAAGGCGGGAACUGUCGAUUGAAAAUAGUGCAUCAUUGAGACCAACAUGGCGGAUCCAGAUCCAGAGCGCCAUCUGAAAAAAGUGCUGAAUGUGAUCGGGGUCAGUACGAAAAUCGGCAAUGUGGUACAGCUGGUCAAGCGCAGACGCGGGAGUCCACCGAAGAUUACGGAAGAGCAGGAAAUCCAACUACGGCUCGAGAAAUCGAAAGAGGCUCGCUCGGAACGUCUCAACAUUUUGGCCACCAAACAUCGCCAUGUGCUGGAGGUGGGUGCCUACAUUUUAGCCGAAGAUCAAGAUUUUGCUGCCGAAUGUGUUGCGGAUCGCAUGGCGGACGUGAAGUUGCUGGACAGCUUUUUCGAACCAGAGGGCGUGAAGGCAUUGCUGUUGUUUUAUGGCAUGUGUCCUCCGCCGGGGAUGGAUACGGGAAGAUACAACGCAAAGAUGAAACAGGACACUAAUCAAGUUUGGAUCACCGAUGGGCGCAGUGGUAAAGUGACGGUGGUGUGUGUCGGAGUGUGCCGCCACAGCAAUGUCAAACCAAUUGAAACCAAAGGACUCAGCGAUGAAAUUUUGUUCACCUACAUCACAAUACCAGCAGGAUGCUCGAUCGUCUACAGCUUGGUAUCUAUUUUGGAGAAGGUGCUUAAACCAGCCAUCGAUCAUAUCCGGGACUAUGGCCAUUGCAAUGAGGUUCAGAAGAGCAACUUCAAGUACGGUGUGAAUCGGUUCAUCAAUUUUCUCAAAAGCACCGAAAAAGACAUAUCGCAGCGAAUCAUUUUUGAUGUGGAUCGCGACCUGUACCUGGGCUUCCUCUUGACAGCAAUUCAGGUAAAAGAAACGGCUCGCGAUCGUGACCGGAUGGGACGUGUUGAGCAAAUUUUCAGUCGAUGGAUGGAGCAGGUUCAGUAUGCUCUCACUCAGGGCGAUCAGAUCGAGCAAGCGCCCCAUUACGUCGGACCACUGGUGGAGCUGGAAUAUUGGCGUACUAUACUGACGCGCUACACCUCGAUCAGUGAGUUUACGGAGAGCAAAGUUUUUCUUCAAUUUUUGGAAUCCCUUAAAAUUUCUCGUGGCAAGUUGGUCAAAGUGUGGGAAGGAUUAGCGGCAGAAUUGUCAAACAAAUUGAUCGAGUCGCGGGACAACGUACGUUUCAUCAGCUCAAUCGAACGGUUUUGGGAUCCUUUGUACCGAUGUGAACCACAGGAGGCAACGCGUAGCAUUCCAAGCCUGCUGGAAGUUAUCCGUCACGUGUACAAAUCGUCCAUGUAUUACAACACGUCGGAUCGUAUCACAGGGCUGCUGACAAAGAUUGCCAAUCAAAUCAUCAUCAACUGUCGGCUGUUUCUCACUGAUCGCGGAACGAUCCGUAUAUACCAUCAACCGAAGAAGGUAUUGAUCAGUAAAAUCACCAUCUGCCACAAUCUGGAUGCUGCCUUUCGCGAUAGCUACAAUCAAACGGUACAGAAAAUGACGGACAGCCCGACUGAAACACCCUGGGAAUGCUCGCAGGUGUUUGUUUUUGGGAAGUUGAACCACUUCAAGCUACGGUUGGCACGAAUAUUAGAAGUCAUGGAGCUGUAUCUGAAAUAUGAAAUUAUCGACCAGGUGGCCAUUUCUGGCACGGAAGUGUUCUCAGGACGAAUUAAAGCGGCGUACGAAACACUCAUCUCCAAACCUUACGAUCCGCUGAUUUACACCGAACACCAGUUCGACACCGAUUAUGAAUGCUAUCUUAAAGAGGUGGAAACCGCCGAGUCAGGUCUUCAAAAGUUUCUCAAAACUCAGCUAGUUAACGAGCGUACUGUCGAUAGUAGUCUUUUGAUUUUGCGGAGAUUCGAAAAAUUACAACUGGACUGUUUGUGCAUCGACCGUCGCUAUCUGGAUGUCGCAAUGAUGCUGGAAAACGAAAUUUUUCAGCUCAAGGAUAUCUACAACGAGCAUCGGGCGAAUCCACCAUUGCCGUACGGUGUCCCAGAAACGGUUGGGCGCAUCAUGUGGGCUCGGGCGCUAUUUCGACAAAUGGAUGUUCCGCUUGCUUCCCUCAAAACCCGAACAUGUGUCUUAAACCACCGAAAGGCACAACUAUGCAUCAAAUAUUAUAACUAUCUGUGUGAAGUGUUGAUUCACUACGAGUUGCUGCAUCACAAAGCAUGGAUGACGUUUGCAGAACAGGCUCGCACUAAACUGUCCACACCGGUGUACCGUAAGCGAUCCUCAGAUAACUGGUUGGAGCUCAACUUUCAUCCAUGGAUCAAACAAGUCAUCAGGGAAACGGAAGUAAUACUUAAGCUCGGUUUAAGCGCACCCGAUUUCACCAUUGUAUUGGUACAAACCAAGGAGAAAAUCUACCAUUGCUUUGAAAGAGCGAAGCAUCUGUUACAAAAAAACAAUGCACUGCGUUUAGCCAUCCCAGCGAUAUUUCUACCUUUGAUGAGAACAAUGUUGGUGAAAUUGGACGCAGUAUUCCUACCCGGGCUGUGCGUUAUUACAUGGGAAUCUUUGAACGUUGAUAAAUAUCUGGAUGAUGUCGAAAUGACGCUAGUGGAAACGGAACAGUUCUACAAGGAAGUUCACGACAUUUGGCAGGCUCGCGUGGAAGACACGUUGAAUUCCUUUGAAAGCACCGACCUUCUGACGCUCCCGGCUGACCCAGUGGAUCCGAACGAAUUUUACGACAUGAACAUUCGCUAUCGCCAAUCGGUGCAAGUGUACCUGGAAAAGAAGUCACAGGCUAUGGAAGGUGCAGUUAUAGAGCUGAUCAAUAAGUUUGUGCAGAAAAUCGAAGUUCCCGAUAGUGAUGAUCGUGGCAACCGAAGAUAUCAACUUCCUCUUGAUCAAAUCAACGAUGAGAAUAGGCGCCAAGAGGAGCAACUUCCGACAGACAAAUUUGACUGGAUUCGCUUCGACAAACUGUAUAAAACGCCUGCCAACCCAACACCAGAAGCACAUCUGGAAGCCCUUUUCCAGGACUAUGGAGCGCUCAACUACGACGUCAGUACGCUCCACAUUGACUGCAUGGAGCUGUUUGCAUAUUUCAACAAUCGAAUCAUAAAUGUGUUCGUACGCAUGGUGAAAAACUCAUUGGAAAAGCUACGCUCAAGACUCGAACUGGUGCGACUUCAGCUAAACAAGGCAGCCAUUUUAAGCGAAAUCCAUCCACUCAUCGUUACCGCGAUGCAAUUACAGACCGACUGCUGUGACAUAGUACCCUCGCUGGAAGACAUACAGUUUUCGUUCGAAAGAGUUGUGCUGAAUGUGGUUGAAACUUUCUACGCCAUUUCGACCUGGGGCCGGCAAGCAAAGUCAGCCGAAAGAAAAACGCGACGUCCCGUGUUGGCAGAACAGCGCGCCGAACGAGAUUGGUUCAAACUCAUUUCUGAGCACAAGGAGGUGACUAGAAUGAAGCACGAGUUUGAUGGCGGUAUGUUGCUACUGAAGCCCGACAUUAGUUACGUUUUGAAGCAAGUCUACAAUCAUUACGAGUACCUUUGGAAACAAAAUUUGUUCACUGUGGCUCUGGAAGCAAAGCCGGAGUUGUUCGAAAAGAUCAAGGAAGAUCUUGCAUCCGUCACAUACAGCAGUCACAUCGGGCCGAUCGUCAUCCAGCUAGAUGCUGUGGUAGAGCUUGUGCUUCGGCGUUUCUUCGCUUUCUACAACAUUCGGAUAGAAGAGAUUGUUGACUUUAUCACUAAACACGAUGAAACGCUCAAACGAACUCUUACCGAUUUGGACGACAUUCGCAUGGCGAUGGAUUGUUUGCAAACGGUGCAGGACAACUUUUCUUUCAUUGACGUCGAUCUAACGUUUAUCGAGCAAACCUAUCGUACGCUGGCCGACUUUGAGCAGCUUGGAAUAACUCAGGAGCAGGUGGAUAACGUGUAUGGCAUUCGCGACACUUUCAAGUCAAUGAUCAAAUUGGUAGAAAAGGUCGAAAACGACAUCAUAGCCCUGCAGGUGCCGCUGCAGCGAGAACUCGCGGCAGGAGUAGCCAAGUUCAAGGAGGAAAUCACUGGAUUUGAUGAAGAGUUUGAAACGAACGGACCGAUGGAGGAAGGCAUUCCGGCGAAAGAAGCUAGCGAUCGGUUGCUCAUGUUCCAGGGACGCUUCGACGAGCUGUGGCGCAAGUUCGAAAUGUACGCUAACGGUGAAGCGUUCUUGGGGCUGAAAGUGAACGACUAUCCCGUGUUGCACAAGCGAAAGAAGGAGUUUAACCUGCUGAACAAACUGUACUCAUUGUACCUGCAAGUGAUGAAAAGUAUUGAUCAGUACUACGAAACCCCAUGGCAGGAUGUGAACAUAGAGAACAUCAAUGCAGAGCUCACCGACUUCCAGAAUCGUUGUCGAAAGCUUCCCAAAGCGAUGAAGGAUUGGCCCGCUUACAUCGAGCUGAAGCAGAAGAUCGAUGAUUUCAAUAACAGUUGUCCAUUGCUGGAGCUUAUGUGCAACGAAGCAAUGAAAGACCGUCACUGGGAAAAGCUGGAACAGAUGCUGGACUGCAAGUUCGAUGUUACCAAUCCCACCUUUACCCUCGGCAACAUCAUGGAAGCACCGUUGCUCAAGUUUUCCGAUGACAUCGAAGACACUUGUAUCGGAGCUGUGAAGGAAAAUGACAUCGAUACCAAGCUGCGCACGGUCGUCGCCGAAUGGUCCACGGUGAACCUCCAGUUUGCCGCCUUCAAGACACGUGGCGAACUGCUCAUCAAACCUGCAGAAACCGUUGAGAUCAUAUCGAUGCUCGAGGAUAGUAUCAUGAUCGUGAAUUCCUUGGCUUCAAACCGAUUCAAUGCACACUUCAAAAAGGACAUUAUGAUGUGGUUACACAAGCUGGUGAACACUGGAGAAAUCCUGGAAAAAUGGCUACAAGUACAGAACCUGUGGAUAUACCUGGAGGCAGUAUUCGUUGGCGGAGAUAUCUCCAAACAGCUGCCACAGGAUGCCAAACGGUUCGCGGGAAUCGACAAGAGCUGGGUGCGCAUAAUGUUUCGUGCACGAGACAAUCCAAACGUUGUGCAGUGCUGCACGGGUGAAGACGUCAUGUCCUACACGCUUACUUCUCUGCUGGAGCAGCUAGAAACAUGCCAGAAGUCGCUUACUGGAUACCUCGAAUCAAAGCGACUGUUAUUCCCUCGCUUUUUCUUCAUUUCCGAUCCGGUGUUGCUGGAGAUUCUUGGUCAAAGUUCCGAUCCCACUUCCAUUCAGGCGCAUCUGUUGAGCAUUUUCGAUGCAGUUGCCAGGGUGGAGUUUGAUGAAAAAACGUUCGGAAAAAUCGUUGCCCUGUAUUCGGAUAACGGCGAGCGUGUUCCUUUGACCAAUCCCGUAUUUUGUACCGGCGGUGUAGAGUUGUGGCUCGGAAGCUUGUUAGCUGAAAUGCAGGACACUAUCCGGACAAUCUUGGCUCACAUGGCACACUGUCUUGCCAGUCCUGAUUUCAACUUUAUCGUCGGAUUUCAAGAAUAUUGCGGACAAGCGGGACUCGUUGGAGUACAGCUGCUGUGGACAAAUGAAGCUGAGAUAGCACUCAGCAGAUGCCGCACGGACAAAGCAAUCAUGCGCGUGACGAACAACAGGUUUCUGAACCUUCUGAACAGUCUCAUUGAGCUGACGGUGAAGGAUUUAACGAAGCUGGAACGCAUUCGGUUCGAAACAAUGGUUACGAUCCACGUCCACCAACGUGACAUCUUUGACGACUUGGUUCGCUUCCGCAUUCGAACUGCCAUGGAUUUUGAAUGGCAAAAGCAGGCUCGAUUUUACUACAUUGAAGAAACAGACGAUGUGAUUGUGAAGAUAACGGAUGUCGACUUCAUCUACCAAAACGAGUAUCUCGGCGUAACGGAGCGAUUGGCCAUCACACCGCUUACUGAUCGGUGUUAUAUAACGCUCGCACAAGCGAUCGGUAUGUCGAUGGGUGGAGCGCCAGCAGGACCCGCGGGUACAGGCAAAACGGAAACCACCAAGGAUAUGGGCCGUGCGCUGGGAAAGUUGGUGGUGGUCUUCAAUUGUUCUGAUCAGAUGGACUUCCGUGGCUUGGGACGUAUUUACAAAGGUCUUGCGCAAUCUGGCUCAUGGGGUUGUUUUGAUGAGUUCAAUCGUAUCGAGCUCCCUGUGCUGUCCGUAGCUGCGCAGCAGAUUCACAUCGUACUUACUGCCAGAAAAGAGAAGAAAACGUCCUUCUUGUUUAGCGAUGGCGACACCGUUUCGUUAAAUCCGGAGUUCGGUCUCUUCAUCACGAUGAAUCCAGGGUAUGCGGGAAGACAGGAGCUCCCAGAGAACUUGAAAAUCAUGUUUCGGUCCGUGGCUAUGAUGGUCCCUGAUCGGCAGAUUAUUAUGCGCGUCAAACUGGCCAGCUGCGGUUUUAAGGACAACGUCAUACUAGCGAGAAAAUUCUUCACCCUGUACAAGCUCUGCGAGGAACAACUCUCGAAGCAGGUGCAUUACGAUUUCGGUUUGCGUAACAUUCUGUCCGUGCUGAGAACGCUGGGUGCGCAGAAGCGAGCGAAUCCUACCGAUACAGAGGAAACGAUCGUUAUGCGCGUAUUGCGCGAUAUGAAUGUGUCGAAACUUGUCGAUGAGGAUGAGCCACUCUUUAUUUCACUGAUCGAGGAUCUGUUUCCGGGCAUCAAACUAAGCACCUCCAGCUACAAGGAACUGCAGAAAGCCAUAGCGAAUAGUGCAGAGUCUCUUGGACUGAUGAACCAUCCCGAAUGGAAUUUGAAAGUAAUACAACUAUACGAAACGUCACUUGUGCGACACGGUCUCAUGACUCUAGGACCAACCGGAGCGGGCAAGACGCAGUGUAUUCUGACCCUGUUGAAGAGUUUUACAGAGCUUGGCAUGCCGCAUAAAGAGAUACGAAUGAACCCGAAAGCGAUCACGGCCCCACAGAUGUUUGGUAGACUCGACGUAGCCACUAAUGACUGGACGGAUGGUAUCUUCUCGACCCUGUGGCGACGAACACUGAAGGUGAAGAAAACGGACUUUGUGUGGCUUGUGUUAGACGGACCAGUUGAUGCGGUAUGGAUUGAGAACUUGAAUUCCGUGCUAGACGAUAACAAAACACUUACGCUAGCCAACGGCGAUCGCAUUACGAUGGCACCGAACGCAAAGCUGGUCUUUGAGCCAGAUAAUGUAGACAAUGCGUCACCGGCCACCGUCAGUCGCAUGGGCAUGGUGUUUAUGAGUGCAUCCGUCAUGAAGUGGGAACCAAUUUUGAACGGUUGGCUCAAAACUAAGCCACCAGAGCAGAGCGAUCUGCUGCGGCGGUUGUUCCUCAAAAUCUAUAACGACUUGCACGACUUUGUCCAAACGAAACUGAAGGCCAAAAUGAAGAUACUGGAAGCAAUCUACAUUCGACAGUGUUGUGAUCUUCUGGAGGAUUUGGCUCCACAAAGUGAAAACGAACCCAUAGAUUUUACCGAUGCUCAUGUGGAGAGACUGUUUUUGUUUUCACUGAUGUGGUCAUUAGGUGCCGUACUGGAACUGGAGGAUCGCGAGAAAAUAGGAGAGUUUAUAGCAAAGCACCCGUCUAAAAUGAAAUGGCCAAAGCUACAGCCGGGAGAGACCAUUUUCGAAUAUGUCGUAUCAGCAGAGGGUAAUUGGCAACAUUGGAACGAUCGUGUGGAGGAGUAUAUCUACCCUAAUGACACUGUACCCGAAUUCGCUAGUAUCCUAGUGCCAAACGUGGACAAUGUGCGCACCUCAUUCCUGAUCGAUUUGGUGGCUAGACAGAGUAAAGCGGUUCUGCUGAUUGGCGAACAAGGCACCGGAAAAACCGUCAUGAUCAAGGGUUAUAUGUUGCAAUACGAUCCCGAAUACCACCUGUCGAAAAGCUUCAACUUUUCUUCCGCCACUACGCCAAACAUGUUUCAGCGUAUUAUCGAGUCGUACGUGGAGAAGCGCGUCGGUACAACUUACGGUCCACCUCAACAACGUAAGAUGUCCAUCUUCAUUGACGAUGUAAACAUGCCGAUCGUCAACGAGUGGGGCGACCAAGUGACGAACGAGAUCGUACGUCAACUGAUGGAGAAUCGGGGCUUCUACUCAUUGGACAAACCUGGCGAUUUCCUAACCGUGCUAGACAUUCAAAUGCUAGCCGCUAUGAUUCAUCCGGGCGGUGGCAGAAAUGACAUACCGCCGCGCCUAAAACGCCAGUUUUGCAUUUUUAACUGUGCCAUUCCAAGCAACAAGUCGAUGGAUAAGAUAUUCGGUGUGCUUGGCGAAGGAUACUUUUGCGACACACGGUUCAACGACGAGCUGGUCCGGUUUAUUCCUCGGCUUGUGCCGCUGACACGAAAAAUCUGGCAGGCGACAAAAGUGAAGAUGCUUCCGACGCCGGCCAAAUUCCACUACGUGUUCAACCUUCGAGAUCUUUCACGAAUUUGGGAAGGCAUGCUGAAAAUAAAAUCCGAACAGUGUGAUACGAUUCGUAUAGCCGUCAACCUCUGGAGACACGAAUGUACACGGGUGAUAGCGGAUCGGUUUACCAAUUUUGAGGAUCGUAAUUGGUUUGUGGAAAAUUUGCGAUCGACUGCUGAAAAGGAACUUGGACCUGACUUUGAACACUACCAGGAAGAAGAACAGUUUUUCGUGGACUUUCUACGAGAUGCACCCGAACCAACUGGUGAGGAAGGCGACGAUGUCAGUCUAGAACCACCCAAGCUGUACGAAGAAAUGCCCGGAUUCGAAGAAACAACAGCACGAGUUAAAAUGUUUCUCGAGCAGUACAACGAGCAGAUACGCGGAGCCACAAUGGAUUUGGUGUUCUUCCGUGACGCCCUAAUCCAUAUGAUGAUCAUCUCACGUAUAAUUGGCACUCCGCGUGGCAACGCGCUGCUAGUCGGUGUUGGUGGCUCAGGAAAACAGAGCUUAACUCGUCUGGCAUCAUUCAUAGCUGGGUACAAGUUUUACCAAAUCACUCUGACUAGAGCGUAUAAUGUGAACAACCUUAUGGAAGAUCUCAAGUAUUUGUAUCGCGUGUCCGGCGUUGACGGUCAGGGGAUAACAUUCAUAUUCACCGAUAACGACAUCAAGGACGAAGGAUUUCUGGAGUAUAUCAACAACGUACUCAGUUCUGGCGAAAUUGCUAACCUAUUUCCGAAGGAUGAAAUUGAUCAAAUCACGAAUGAGCUAAUACCGGUGAUGAAAAAAGUCGACCCCAGGCGAAUCCCGACGCAGGACAAUCUGUACGAUUUCUUCAUCUCCAGAGCUCGCGCCAAUCUGCAUAUCGUCCUCUGUUUCUCGCCAGUCGGAGAAAAGUUCCGCAACCGGUCGCUGAAGUUCCCCGGCCUCAUCUCGGGCUGUACCAUCGAUUGGUUCCAGCGUUGGCCCGAGGAUGCGCUCAUUGCUGUGUCGACGCAUUUCCUACGCGACUACAAUAUCGUCUGCACGGCUGACGUAAAGGUGCGCCUAAUCGAAAUUAUGGCUUUCGUACAGAACCGUGUUGCAGAAGUGUGCAUCGAAUACUUUGAACGAUUCCGACGCCAAGCACACGUGACGCCCAAAUCGUUCCUUUCGUUCUUGGAAGGUUACAAGGUGAUCUACAGACAGAAGCACGAAAAUAUUGCCAUUCUAGCAGGGCGCAUGCAAACUGGUCUGGUGAAGCUUAUCGAGGCAGCUGAAUCCGUCGAUGUGCUGCGCGUAGAGCUGGAGGAAAAGGAGAAAGAUAUCGUCAUUGCAACAAAAGCGGCAGAGGUGGUGUUAGCCUCCGUGACAGAGUCCCAGCGUGCGGCCGAGUUAGUAAAGGCGGACGUAAUGGUGGUUAAAAACAAAGCCGACAUACUGGUAGAGCAAAUCCAGGCCGAUACAAUGAUUGCAGAGGAAAAGCUGGAGGCUGCAAGACCAGCGCUGGAACAAGCCGAGGCUGCCUUGAAAACUGUAACUGGCGCCGAUAUUGCGACGGUACGAAAGCUGGGCAAACCACCUUAUUUGAUCACACUGAUCAUGGACGUUGUGCUCAUACUGUUUGGAAGAAGAGUGGCCCCUGUGAAGCCAGAUGAGGAGCGCCAAUUCAUGCUGGCAUCCUGGGAACAGUCGCUCAAGGUAAUGGCCGACACAGGCUUUCUGGGAAAAAUUGUUCGUUACCAGGCGGAUCUCAUCAACGCCGAAACAGUUGAUCUUAUGAUGCCGUACUUCAACUACCACCUAUACACGUUUGAGGCGGCCAAAGCAGCUUGCGGCAAUGUGGCAGGUUUGCUCAAGUGGACUGUGGCGAUGGCCGACUUCUACGACGUAAAUAAGGAUGUUUUGCCCUUGAAGGCCAACUUGGCCCGACAGCAGAAGAAGCUAGAUAUUGCCAUGGCCGAGAAAGCCGCUGCGGAGGCACUGCUAAAAGCGAAAGAAGAGGAACUGGCCGUUGUGCAACAAAUGUUUGACGAGGCAAUGGCAAAGAAGAAAGCAGUCCUGGAUGAUGCGAAACAAUGUCAAGAUAAGAUGGACGCAGCGUCAGCACUGAUUGAUGGACUAGCAGACGAACGAGUGCGCUGGACGGAACAAUUAGAACAAUUUAAAGACGAAACCGAACGGCUUGUAGGAGAUGUCCUCAUUUUGACCGGCUUCCUUUCAUACACUGGACCGUUCAAUCAGGAGUAUCGUACAGUGCUGCAGACGAAUUGGCAAAGCGAACUGAGCAGGCGCAGGAUUCCAGUAUCUAGAAGCAUCAAUAUCACAGAGAGUCUUACCGAUCCUGCCACCAUUGGAGAGUGGAACCUGCAGGGACUACCAAAUGACGAGCUUUCGAUUCAAAACGGAAUCAUUGUUACAAAAGCAGCCCGCUUCCCACUGCUGAUAGAUCCACAGUCACAAGGAAAAAUGUGGAUAAGAAAUAAGGAAAACGACUUUGGGCUAGUGGUAACCUCUCUGAACCACAAGUACUUUCGAAACCACAUCGAGGACUGUGUCUCACUUGGCUAUCCGAUGCUGAUAGAGGACAUCGGCGAAGAACUUGAUCCCGUGCUAGAUAAUGUGUUGGAGAAGAACUUUAUCAAAAUGGGCAACACGUACAAGGUAAAAGUAGGCGACAAGGAGGUGGAUGUGAACGAUUCAUUCCGCAUGUACAUGACCACAAAGCUACCGAACCCGCUUUACACGCCGGAAGUAUCGGCUCGAACGUCGAUAAUUGAUUUUACCGUAACGAUGCGAGGGCUGGAGGAUCAAUUGCUCGGCCGGGUGAUUCUUACAGAGAAGCGCGAGCUCGAAUCGGAACGAACCAACUUGAUUAAAGACGUCACCGCCAAUCGUCGUAAAAUGCAGGAGUUGGAAGCCAAUCUGCUACACAAGCUGUCCACCACACAGGGCAGCCUGGUAGACGAUGUAACGGUUAUCGGAGUGCUGAAUACCAGCAAGAUAACUUCGAUAGAAGUACGCGAGAAGCUGAAGAUUGCUCGAGAAACGGAGAUUAAAAUCAAUCGAGCUCGUGAAGAGUAUCGACCGGUGGCCGCACGAGGCAGUGUGCUAUACUUUCUCAUAUGCAGUAUGACCAUGGUGAACAACAUGUAUCAAACGUCGCUGGUACAGUUCCUGGAACGGUUUGAUAUCUCAAUGUUACGCUCCGACCGACAUCCGGUACCAACCAGGCGCAUCAACAACAUCAUCGAAUACCUCACAUACGACAUUUUCCGCUAUGUUUGCCGCGGCUUGUAUGAAGUACACAAAUACCUUUUCGUCCUUCUGAUGGCGCUAAACAUUGAUCUGGAUCGAAAAACCGUUACGCACGCAGAGUUCCAAACGUUCAUCAAGGGAGGAGCUGCGUUGGACAUAAACACAUGUCCAGAGAAACCAUACAAAUGGAUCGCCGACGUGACCUGGCUAAAUUUGGUGCAACUCUCCAAACUUGACCAUUUCGGUGCUAUUUUGGACAGCAUACGCAACAAUGAGAAGGGUUGGAAAGCAUGGUUCUCCAAGGAAGCACCCGAAGAAGAGCCGUUACCACCGGAAGGCGGGUAUCAGUCAAUGGAUGCCUUCCGACGACUGCUGCUGAUACGGGCCUGGUGCCCGGACAGAACGCUAUUUCAAAGCCGUCGGUAUCUUGGCAUGUCGCUGGGUGAGCGGUUUGCAGAUCCAGUUAUCAUCAAUUACGACGCAUUGCUAGAAGAAAGCCGUCCUCUGACACCGUUAGUAUGCUUUUUGUCCAUGGGUUCCGAUCCCACGCCAAGCAUUGAAAAUUUGGCCAAAAAGAACGGGUUCAAGUGCCGCUCAAUUUCUAUGGGUCAAGGGCAGGAAGUGCAUGCGCGCAAGCUUGUGGGCAGCUCAUUGGAAGAAGGUUCCUGGGUGUUGCUACAGAAUUGCCAUCUCGGAUUAGAGUACAUGAACGAGCUGAUGCUGCAGAUAUUGGAUUUGGAACGAGCCGGCCCCACGGCGUAUCAUGAAAAUUUCCGCAUUUGGAUGACGACCGAACCGCAUCCCCUGUUCCCGAUCACAUUUCUACAGAUGUCUUUGAAAUUCACCAACGAACCACCGUCCGGAGUGAAGGCCGGUUUGAAACGCACCUACGCAUCGAUGUCCAUAGAGAUGUUUGAGUACAGCGAUUCCCCGCUCUAUGUGCCACUGAUAUACGGCAUAUCUUUUCUACACACGGUUGUGCAGGAACGACGAAAGUUUGGACCGCUGGGGUGGAAUAUUCCCUAUGAAUUCAAUUCGGCAGAUUGGCUGGCAAGUUGCAUGUUUGUGCAGAACCAUCUGGACGCACUGGAUCCUAAGGUCGGUCGCGUUAGCUGGAAGACGAUGCGUUACAUGUUGGGAGAGGUGCAAUACGGUGGACGCGUUACCGACGACUACGACAAGCGGCUGCUCAACACCUUCGCCCGCGUUUGGUUUUCCGACGCAAUGUUUGAGGAAACAUUCCGCUUCUUCCGUGAGUAUCGUAUCAUGCGCUUCAAGACUAUCGAGGAAUAUCUUGAGGCAAUAGACAACAUGCCGCUCGUGGAUCCUCCGCAAGUUUAUGGAUUGCACUCGAACGCAGACAUUACGUACCAAAGCAAUACAACGAAAGAAAUUUUAGAUACAAUUCUAUCGAUCCAACCAAAAGAAUCAUCUGGCGGCGGCGGUGAGACUCGUGAAGUGACGGUAGCAAGGAUGGUGCAUGACAUGUUAGGCAAGGUCCCUCCUCCCUACGACCCGUACGCAGUAAAGGAGCGAUUACGCAUCAUGGGCCAUCAAGAGUCGAUGAAUAUCUUUUUACGCCAAGAAAUCGAUCGCAUUCAGCGCAUCUUAUUGCUCGUACGACAAACACUGGACGAUCUGCUGCUAGCUAUCGACGGAGUCAUUAUUAUGAACGAGCAGCUUCGAGAUGCAUUGGACAACAUCUACGAUGCCCGUGUACCGACCGUCUGGAAGCGGGGUAGUUGGGCUUCGGCGUCGCUUGGUUUUUGGUUCACCGAACUGAUCGAGCGAAACACACAAUUCUAUAACUGGUGUUUCCGGAAACGGCCCAACAUGUUCUGGAUGACCGGAUUUUUCAACCCGCAAGGAUUUCUAACGGCCAUGCGACAGGAAGUGGCCCGCGCACACAAAGGGUGGGCGUUGGAUAUGAUCACGCUUCACAACGACGUCACACAGAUGCUCACCGAGGAGUGCAAGGUAACGCCACCAGAAGGAGUGUAUGUUUAUGGUCUGUAUAUCGACGGAGCUGGAUGGGACAAACGAUUCAUCCGGCUGCAGGAAGCUACCAACAAAGUUCUCUACUCACCCAUGCCCGUUAUCCAUGUUUACGCUAUUAACUCCACGGCGCCGAAGGAUCCAAAGCUUUACGAGUGUCCAGUUUACAAGAAAGCCAAUCGAACUGAUUUGAAUUACAUUACGCCACUGUGGCUACAAACAGCCAAACCACCGGAACAUUGGGUUCUCCGCGGAGUUGCCCUUUUGUGUGAUAUCAAAUAAGCGGAUGCACUGCUCACUAACACCCGGCAUCGAAAAAGCACUCAUGUAAACAAAGGCACUAAAAUUUGUUGAUGAAAAGUUAGCUUCAAAAUCCGGCACACAGGCCGCUUGUAAAACUAUGAAUAAACACUUUAUUAUUACGCAUUAUACGCAACUAAACAAUCGCUAAUCGUUUUGUUGUGGUAUUUGCACUACAAAUGAUAAAUAUACUACUUUGUUUUGCGAAGUUCACAAGCCACGCGGUUUCUUCCUGAAAUUGUUUUGUCCUUCGCGUUUGUGUACGUGCUCUCGAUGUGCGGGUUUGUUGUUGCCGCGCUCGGUUGAUUGUCAAACGAGCAAAUGAUCCAACCUUGUCGUUUGACGUUUUCCGUUUCGCAUGAUUUUGAAACGACCGUUACGGUAUCGUGAAAGAUAUAAUAACAGGAAAAUAUUUAAAAUAGAAGCUUUUUCAUGGAUCAUUAUUGUAUUGGUUAUUUCCAGAACGUAAAAUAUUGUAUGUAUAAUGAAAUAUUCAGGUUAUGAACAAAAAAGGAAAAAAGGCAACGAAACAGUUUGCUUUACAGGAAUAAACAUUUGCAUAUUGCGUGCAUGUGCAAUGUACUGAAUAAUCUGAGAAAUCUUCAAUAAAUAAAUUUAUGAGAGUUGAACGCCUAAGGUCAAAUGGCGAGUUUUUAAGUUUCUUUUUAAAUAAAAGAAUAAUUACCUUCUUGCCUUGGUCUCAGUCAGUUAACUAAAAAUCUUGGUUUCACUUUUCGUUCGCCAUGGCACGACUAACUUUUUCGAUUCGUGCCGGUCAUUCGUGUUUCUUUUGCUUUGCUGCAACUGUAUCGUACCGCACCACAUGCAAUGUUUGACUAUGAAUGAAAUUUCAAAACAGCUAGCACAGAAAAAAUGAAAUGUAUGUCCUUUUUUUAAAUUUGUAAUUUUCAUGCAGAACUGCCGGGUUUAAUUCAAUGUUCUCUAGUCUUCCGUUGUUUUCGCAUUUAUUGACUAACCAAAGGCAGUGGUGUGUAAUAUGUGAACCAUGCGAUCGAACCGUUUUGCUCUACCGUGAUCGUGAUACAGUAACGUAUGGUAUUACUUCCGGAAUUAUGACGACAGUUGCUUCGGAAAUAGCCAUAACAGUCGUCAUCACGUAGCUAGAAGGGAAAACAAAAAGGAAAUCCGAGCAAUGUCUGACAUCCGGCGUUCGACACCGGUUUGAGCUGAGCACCAUAUUGAGGCUGCCGCACAGACUUUUCAUAUUGCCGCUACACGAUCGAUACAUGCUACAUCAUGCCUUAUUGCAGCAGUGCGGAAGAUAAAUCCGGAUCGAUGGCCUUCCCUCCGGAACGGCGUUGGUUGAUGACCUUCACAUUUGAAGGUAUCGAACUAACUUCAGCCAGUUAGUUAGAAAUAAUGCUACUUUGACAAUAAUUAAUCUGACAGCGAAAGUUGUCGUAUGGUAUGCAAGUUGAUUCCACGUAGAAUCACCUCACAAAUCGUCUUACAAAUUUACGAAACACGUCGCUAGAUCAAGUAUCGAUCGUAAUGUUUCCGAAUCGUCCAACUUAAGUGAGACACCAAAUGCUACACGCACAUACCUGCUCUCUGCUACGAAAAAGGGGUUUAUGGGAGGGAUAGGAUUGGCUGGUCGCUGAACUUGCAACUUUUGUUGCUCGACACGCACUUCUCCCGCGGGAGUGAACCAACCAUCGACGUCAACACGCUGCCAGGGUAGGUGUUCAAUUUUGACUCUUCGUCAUUCUCGUCAGAGCCACGCAAUGUUUUGUUAGCACAGUCACACUAUCAAAAAUCUCUCAGACCAGUGCCAUAGCGCAUUCUAAUGCAAAUAUUUCAAUUACACACCUCUUGGCCAUAAAUUAUGCAAAUAGUACGACACAAAAAGAGGGGGGAAAUAACCUCCCAAACGGCAGAGCCCCAUUUACAGAAUCGACAUCCGGGGAAACAAUGGACGUUCGUUCGUUUGCUCUUGUCGGUGAUGGAGAGAUCGAAUUCGGUCUCAUGCUGCUUUUUGGUAUAUUCCUACGCACCUUGUUCCAUAUUCAGUGCAACCCCUACAAACGACGAAGUGCAAUAUGGACAGCAUCUUGGGCAGAACUCACACUAGAACAUGUUGAAGGUCGUUCAAUUCACGGCACUUUACAAUGAAAGGUAUCGCAUGCUCGUGGACCAUUUGCCUAGAAGGGCUGCUUGCGACUUGCGCGAGAGCACGUUCAUCAAAGAGAAUGGGCUGGAGAAACUUCUUCCACCAACCCGUACGCGAGAUAGCCGCUGGAGAGCCAUCUCCCCUUUGGCCUUUGAUAACGGUAAACGGAAGUAGGCAAGAAAAGGUGCGAGAUGAAGAUGACGGAAGAAACUAAAGGUCUGAAGUCCAUCUCGUACUAUCCCUCCCUUGGAGCACCAAGGCAUCCUCCAAUGUCAGUCUCGCUUAACCUGAUGGCAGUUUGAAGACACAAGGCAGAAAAUGUGUCUUGAUCUAUAGCGUUGAAAUUAUUUUCGCAAAAUGAAGAACUUUAAACAACGAGUAUCCAGAUGUGCCUGUUUGUAUUAGAUGCAAUUUGAAAAAUGAUCACGCACGAUCAGGGGGUGGCGAUCGUGGAUCGGAACUGGUUGAGAAACACUGCAUCGUACUUCCACAGCGCGCUUCCCAUCGAGCGCCACACAGCGGUCGUAUUUUCAUUUGCCAAUCCGACGGCGUACAGUCAGCAACGCAUUCCUGCCGUGUUCUGCUGCUUCUGCUGCUGAUGGGCAAACCGGUGCAUUCGCUCACGUGAGGCUGAGAAAAACACACGCACGAACGCGCGAACGCCACAGUGCAAACCGGCAAAAUCCGAGUGAAGGCUGUAAAGUGCUGCGUGGAAGCCGCGAGAUUCGACGCAAAGAAUACUUACGCUCACACACGUACUUGUUGUUAACAAGAUUUAAUUCGAAACCAAACAUACACGGACCUUCAUUCUGGUCCACUGCAUAGAAGCA
This is a messenger RNA of Anopheles stephensi (Asian malaria mosquito), 17169 nucleotides long. RefSeq names its product dynein heavy chain 8, axonemal-like. Gene Ontology annotation, molecular function: dynein light intermediate chain binding; minus-end-directed microtubule motor activity; ATP hydrolysis activity. The record is from RefSeq and is a predicted model, not a curated record. NCBI's taxonomy places the organism in Eukaryota, Metazoa, Arthropoda, Insecta, Diptera, Culicidae. Gene Ontology annotation, biological process: microtubule-based movement. Gene Ontology annotation, cellular component: dynein complex.